ACUUCAUUCUUAAUUCCUAAUGCCAUUCUCUAUCGAAAAAGUCAUUCGCCCCAACAUUCUUGCCCUUGCUCCCUAUCGCUGUGCCCGCGAUGACUACAGCGAAGGUGUUUUGUUGGAUGCCAAUGAGAAUGCCUAUGGACCUGCCUUACCCACCAAGCGUGAGGGAGAACUCAACAGAUACCCUGAUCCUUACCAUGCCCGUAUCAAAGAACGUGUAAUCAAAUUGCGCAAUGUGCCUUCUGUUCGUCACGUAUUCCUUGGUGUAGGCUCUGAUGAGGUCAUUGAUCUUCUCAUUCGUGUGGCAUGCGUUCCAGGCAAAGACAAGAUUCUCAUUACUCCCCCAACCUACGGAAUGUACUCUGUCUGUGCCCAGAUAAAUGAUGUCGGUGUCGUCCGAUCAAACCUUGACGUUGAGGGUGGUGCCUACCAGCUUCGUCUUGAUGAUAUCGCUGCUUGCUUGAAAGCCAAUCCCGAAAUCAAGAUUGUGUUCUUGUGUUCCCCUGGUAACCCCACUGGUACUGCUCUGACCCACAAAAGCAUUCGCGCUGUUCUGGAGUCUGGGUACGAAGGAAUUGUUGUAGUUGAUGAGGCCUACGUUGACUUUGUCGAUCAUGAUGAUGGUACCGUCUCCACCUGGGUUGACAAGUACCCCAACCUUAUUGUUAUGCAAACUCUUUCUAAGAGCUUUGGUUUGGCUGGUAUCAGACUUGGCAUUGCAUUGGGUAACCCUGAUCUUAUUCAGAUCCUCAACAACACAAAGGCACCUUACAACAUCGGUACUCCCAGUGCCACAAUUGCAUAUGAGGCUCUCUCUGACGAGGGUUUAGCCACAAUGAACUCUUACCGCUCUGCACUCAUUAAUCAGCGCAACAUUCUCAUCAAGCGAUUCACAUCUUUCCCCGUCCAGGGUCUGGGUAACAUUCUUGGUACAAAUGACGCCAACUUUAUCCUGAUCGAGGUCCUUGACAAGAACAACAAGCCUUGUAAUGUUCGUGCCGAAAAGGUCUACAGUCUCUUGGCCGAAUCCCUGGGCGUUGUUGUUCGUUUCAGAGGCAAAGAGCACGGCUGUUUUGGCUGCCUUCGUAUCACUGUUGGUACCGACCAGGACAACAAGAUUUUGUUGGAGCAGUUGGAGAAAGCAUUGAAGACUGUUUAAAAAAAUGAAAAUGAAAAUGGAGGGUAGGGG
This is a messenger RNA of Phycomyces blakesleeanus NRRL 1555(-), 1186 nucleotides long. RefSeq lists its product as hypothetical. The transcript has 3 exons. Gene Ontology annotation, biological process: L-histidine biosynthetic process. Gene Ontology annotation, molecular function: L-histidinol-phosphate:2-oxoglutarate transaminase activity; pyridoxal phosphate binding. The record is from RefSeq and is a predicted model, not a curated record. Lineage: Eukaryota; Fungi; Mucoromycota; Mucoromycetes; Mucorales; Phycomycetaceae. Bases 20 to 1156 code for a protein of 378 amino acids.